AUGUACCUAGGCCGGAUUCGGCGUAACCAGUCUGCGGGCCUCUGUGGGGAUUUCUCAUCUCCUAGGGCUGAUGGAGCACCGUUAGUAACCAACCUAGGAAAUUGGAAGAGAGUGGAUGGAUCCAUUCGGUGGCUGGCCAGAGCCCUUACUGCUGGCAAGACAAGAAGAACGCAACGAGAGGAAAUCAACACAGGCAUGGCAUAG
This is a messenger RNA of Aspergillus nidulans FGSC A4, 204 nucleotides long. RefSeq lists its product as uncharacterized. Bases 1 to 204 code for a protein of 67 amino acids. The record is from RefSeq and is a predicted model, not a curated record. The transcript has 3 exons. NCBI's taxonomy places the organism in Eukaryota, Fungi, Ascomycota, Eurotiomycetes, Eurotiales, Aspergillaceae.